AUGGGGAAUUAAGAAAGUAAUGCAGGAAUAAAAGCAUUGCAUGCAAAUUAUAUGAUGGUUCGUAAUAUCAAAGAUGAUUCAAGAUAUGGUGAGGGUAGGAUAGUGAAAUAGAAAUAGACAAAAUAAGAAGCAUUUUAAAAAGAGAUGAAUUUAACAGAUGUGGAUAAAUUCAAAAAAGUGAAAUUAAUGUUAGAAAAGAAGGAGAGUAAUACAUAUGAUAAUCUUAUAAAUGUUACAAGUAUAUAAUCAAUAUCAAUACAUAUAGAAUUGUAUUAUUAGGAAGAUAGUUAAUUUUGUGGUCAAUUUUAUAAAAUAUACAUAUUGUUAGAAUAUGUUCCAUUAAGUUUAUAUGAUAUCAUAGAGUAGAGAUUGGUUAAAAAGCAAUAAUUGAAGGAAUCAGAGUUAUGGACAAUUUUAAUGGGAUGUAUAGAGGGUUUGUUCAUUUUAUAGUCUUAGAAGAUAAGUCAUUAAGCAAUAAGGCCUGAUACUAUUUCGUAUAUGGAUUAAUAUCCAUAUGUGAAAUUGAGUGAUCCAACAGUAAGUGGAGUAUUAAGUUCAUUCUAAUAAGUAGUUUAAGAAGAAUUUAAAUAAAUGAAUUAACAUUAUUUAAGUCCUUAGUUAAUGUAAUCAUUGAAUGAUGAAGUGUAACCAUAACAUAAUCCCUUUAAAAGUGAUGUAUAUUCAUUAGGAAUGACAAUGCUUCAUCUAACAACUUUAAAUAAUUGUGAUGAGUGUUAUGAUCUUCCUAGAUCAAAAGUAUUACAUUAACAAGUCUAACGCAGAUUAUAAUAGAUCGAAUCAUCAUUUACAACAUAAUAUGUUUAAUUCCUAAGAAAUAUGUUAUUAUUAAAUGAAGAUCAAAGACCAGACUUUAUUCAAUUAAAAUAAGAAUUAUAGGGGAUGUCUGCUCCAUAAUCUCCAUAAAAACCAUAUUAUGAAGAAGAAUAAGUCAUCUAGUCUAAAAAAGCCCCAAUUAUUUAGGUUUAAUCUUAUGAAUAAGCAGUUGAAAGCUUUUCCAUUUAAUAACCAUAAGCACCAUAAAUUGUUAUGCAUUCAGAAACCAGUGCUAAAUUUAAUUUAUAACAAUCUAAUUAAUCAAUUGCUAAUAGCUAAGUUUAAAAGUCUUAACAAUUAAGACUAUCUCAAUAGACCAAUUAAUCCAUUUAUUUAAAUCGUAAUGGAAUUUAAGAACUAAGACCUGAUAUUUGUGAUCAUAUUAAAAUUGUAACCUAUUCUACUAUUCAAAUAGCUACCUUUGUCUGAACAAAUUUCUGAACCCUCAGAAAUUGAUCAUAAUAUAGGAAAUCAAAUUGGAAUGGAUUAAAUUCUAGAUAUUACUAAUGAACCAGAACCUGAUCAUCAAGGUAAUCUUAUGCCUGUCACAUCCUUUGAAACAUCUUAGCAAUAUCAAUAAUUUUAACAUAUGUAAUAAUCCAAAUCUAAUAUACCUGUUUCAUAUGACUCAUACAAAAUGGACUACAAUUAAAUUAAUCAUUUAUCUAAUAAUUAAAAAUACGAUUAUUUGUAUGAUAGAAACAUAAGCAAUUAAGAAAAGCUUAUCAACUAUCAAAAUGAUCUCAAAAAAACUUUUGAGCAUCUAUCUGUUAAUCCUGAAAAGGUGAUUGAAGUCUAUGCAAAUGGAUCUAAAUAUGAUGGUGAGAAACUAAAUGGAUUGAGACAUGGUUAUGGUACAUUUUUUUAUUAAGAUAACGGAGGUGUAUAUGAAGGCUAAUGGUUUGAAAAUAAAAUGCAUGGAAUAGGUAACUAUUUACAUUUAUCUCCUAUAUUAGGAACACUUUUUUAUGCUUCUGGUAAACCUGCAUAUGAAGGAUAAUGGGUCAAUGAUAAAUUUGAAGGUAAAGGCACUUUGUACAAUGAAGAACCAUAAUCCUUAUUUAGUGAAUUCGAUUAUAGAGAUUUCGAUUAAGUCGGAGAGUAUCUAUUUUCAAUUCAAUCAUAGAUUCUGGACUAAAUAUGUGGGUUUAUUUCAUGAAGAUAAUAAAGAAGGAUAAGGCGUACUAUAUCUAUCUAAUGGUGAUAAAUUUGAAGGCAAUUUUUUGCAAGAUUUAGUUAGUGGCCCUGGAAAAUAUAUUAAAGCAAACGGAUAAUUUGUUUCUGGAAGAUGGUGGAGAAAUAAACUUUAAUAGUGA
Messenger RNA from Paramecium sonneborni, 2150 nucleotides. Lineage: Eukaryota; Ciliophora; Oligohymenophorea; Peniculida; Parameciidae. The record is from the annotation of a GenBank genome assembly.